GGAACUAUAAAAGGGGGCCGGGCGUAGGGGAGCGGGUUGGUGUUCUCACGGUGUUCUUGUUACGGGUAGGAGGUUGGGGUCACCCUUCGGAAGGGAUCCCAGAUUGUCCAAUGCUAAUGGAAUCGGAAGGGCAACGGACGGCUUCGAGUCCCGCGUCCAUGCUUGCGGCCCUUGUGGGCAAGAAAGAGAAACUCCAAGAAGAGCUCCGCAACAUCGAGAAGCAGGUCUAUGACUUGGAGACUAGCUACCUACAAGAUUCAAAUCAGUGCGGAAAUGUGCUGAAAGGUUUUGAAGGAUUUCUAUCAUCAUCAAAGAGCACGAUUAACUUGAAACGCCCAAGGAAGUUUCAGCCAGAUGAUAGGAUAUUCUCUUUGUCAUCAGUUACUUCACCUGCUGUUGAAGAACAUAUUGUUGGACGUGAUGAUGGAAGGGCUGAUUAUGGUCCAGGUCGAUUAAAGGGCUGGCCCAUUCCUGCUAAUGGACAAGGAAAACCGAAGAAGGGAGGAAGAAUUGCACUGAGAGAAGGAAAGAGAAUCCGGCCAUCGAAUGAAGAUAUUGAGGAUGAAGAUGAUCCUGAUCUAAGAUAACUCUGACCCAUUCUGAGUGCAAUGGACUGGUAGAAGGCUCGAUGUGGUCUCAGCGUUUUUUCUUUUUUUUUUUUUUUGUGUGUAUAAGUCUCCUAAUUAUAUAAUGUAUGCUCAUACUAACUUUCAUCAAGUAUAGAAAACCUGACCUUUUAUUCAUGCUUUCUUUAUACCUCUGUUGAUCGUCAUUUAACUUGGAUAUCACAGCUUCCUUGUCGCUGUAUCUGUGUAAACUUCAUGGACACCUUUUUGUAGCCUGAUGUAAAACGGAGGGAUGGGACAUUUUAGUUUCCUUUUUGACAGACAUAUUCAUGUAUGGAUAUAUUUUAUUGGAAGGUAAUUUUGGAAAUAUGUGCUUGAUAUGAUGUCA
Molecule: messenger RNA, 954 nt
Organism: Elaeis guineensis (African oil palm)
Lineage: Eukaryota; Viridiplantae; Streptophyta; Magnoliopsida; Arecales; Arecaceae
Source: RefSeq, a predicted model, not a curated record